GUAUCUCCAGCGUCGCCCCGCGAUUCGACGGACCUGUUCGUGUUCGUACCCGUCGGUGGAAUUGGAACAAGAGUUGUUUAUGUGCUUACGGUAGGAAGUAUUCUGUUAGUUACUCGAGAAAAAUACAAUUAGUGCUUCAGCUUUGUACAUUUUUUUCUUAUUUACAUUUUGAUCCACGAUUUUCUCAUUGUGGUGUAUUGUAUAUUUAAGAGAAGACCGCGUCUAUAUCCAGCAAGCACAGGGCUGAAAUAUGCCGGAGGAACAGAAGUCAGCUGGUGGGCCACCAGAGGUAACGGCAGAAAAUGGUACCGGAACGAAUUCACCGACCAAAAGCCCGGUUAGCAAAGGAAAACUGGCACUUGCAAGAAUCACCCUGCUUGAUGGGACCGUAAAAGAUUUUCACAUAGAUAGGAAAGCAAAAGGUCAAGAUUUACUCGACAUGAUAUGCCAGAGUAUGAAUUUACUGGAGAAAGAUUACUUUGGUCUCAUUUAUGAGGAUCGACACGAUUCGCGAAACUGGCUAGACCUUGAUAAAAGGAUUGCAAAAUUUGUAAAAAAUGAACCGUGGAAAUUUAAUUUCGAGGUGAAAUUUUAUCCACCGGAUCCAGCUCAAUUGCAGGAGGACAUAACUCGUUACCAGCUAUGCCUUCAAAUUAGAAACGACAUCAUCACAGGACGAUUACCGUGUUCUUUUGUGACUCAUGCACUUUUAGGCUCUUAUUUGGUUCAAUCAGAGGUUGGAGAUUACGAUCCAGAGGAGCAUGGGCGUACCUAUUUGAAGGAUUUCAAGUUUGCCCCUAAUCAAACACCAGAAUUGGUAGAAAAAGUAAUGGACCUGCAUAAAACACAUAAAGGUCAAACACCUGCAGAAGCAGAACUUCACUACCUUGAGAACGCAAAGAAAUUAGCGAUGUAUGGAGUUGAUCUCCAUCCUGCUAAAGACUCUGAAGGAGUUGAUAUAAUGUUGGGUGUAUGUUCGUCGGGCCUUCUCGUCUACAGGGAUCGAUUGAGGAUCAAUAGGUUUGCUUGGCCAAAGAUAUUAAAGAUAUCUUACAAGAGGCAUAACUUUUAUAUAAAAAUCAGACCCGGUGAAUUUGAACAGUUUGAAUCGACGAUAGGUUUCAAACUGGCAAAUCACAGGGCGGCGAAAAAGUUAUGGAAAGUGUGCGUUGAGCACCAUACCUUCUUCAGGCUCAUGAGUCCUGAGCCUGUAAAGAAAGUAGGUCUGAUACCACAUUUGGGUUCUCGUUUCCGAUACUCGGGCAGAACUCAUUACGAAACGAAAAAGACUCCUAUUGAUAGACAACCUCCACAAUUUGAACGAUCUUUGAGUGGUCGACGCCCUACGUCUCGCAGCAUGGAUGCAUUAGGUGGACCAAAACAAGUCGAAACUUACGGAUCAGAACCAAGUAAGAGACAUACAAUGAGCUAUGAACCAGAAAUGAUUCCUGACAUGGAGCAUAUAGAUCAACGGCCUAGUCCAAUUAAAAAACAAAAGGAAAAGCUCACACGCAAAACAAGUGCUGGAACAACAUCAGCUAGCAGUACCAGUAGCCUGGAAGGAGAAUACGAUGCAGAUCGUGGCAAAAAGAAACCGGUCGGAGGAAUCGCGGUCCUACCGCCCGGUGGUCUAUCUAAGAAGAAAAAGGAUAAACAGAAUGAAAAUGAAAAGGAAAAUCAUAAUGAUCUCAACAAUUCAGAUUUGAUUAAUGAAAGUGCUCUUGAGAACAACGACAUAAAGUCACCCAGUAAGAAAGGGUUGAAAAAGAAAGAUAAGGAAACGCCAGAAAAAACAGAUAAAGAAAAGAAAGAAAAAAUAAAGAGUCCUGUUGGCGGCUUCCUAUUUGGCAAAAAGGAGAAGGAUUCAAAGCAGAAGAAGCAGAAAAAGAAUAAAGAGCUAGAGGAAUCAAUGGAAAAGAGCGACACGGAAUCAAAUCUUUCUGUAUCGGAAAAGCAAAUGAAAUCUUUGACUGAAAAACCAAGUACUGAACAAACAAAGGCUAGUCCAGAACCACCGCAACUCCCCAGUUAUACAAAACCUUAUGAUUACGAAGAAACAGAAGCUUCUCCAACGAAAAAACCUUUCACACCGUAUGGAUUUUCAUACGAGGAUAGACCGGCAUCUCCUGAAAUACAAAAUCAGCAGUCACCAACUGCUGCGAGUCGAAAAGCUACGGGCUUAGCUUUUAAUUAUGCCCCAGGUGAGGAGAAAAAGGUAGCUGAAUCAGCGGAAAAAAGGAAAACCAAAGAAGCUGAAACUAAACCACCGUCGGGAUUAAAAACUCCUGGUCUGAAUUAUGUGGAAUCUGCCGGUUUGAAAGAACAGCAAAAAACUGCAUCCAGGCCGGAUUUGGAUAAGGAUGCAUCGACGAUGCUUAUCGCUGCUGAAAAAGAUGCUGGAUGUCAACCGAGUGUUGUUCAACCGAUCCCUGCAGAAUCGAAACCAGAGUACCAUAUUUUGCCACUUCCAGAUGGUUCUAAAAUUAUAGGGGGUGUUAUUUAUACCAAAGACGGUAAAUUAUUAGAUCAAAACAGUAUCGGGCCGGAAAAUUGCAAAGUAUUGAACGGAAAAAUUCAUACAAAGGAUGGUAAUUUGGUUAAAAAAUCCGAAUUUGGUCCACAUGGGAUCUACAUUAAUAACGGUAUAGUCACGACUAAAGAUGGCAAACCGGUGAAUCAAGAGGUCUUAGGUGUUGAGACAAAUUUCAUUAAAGAUGGUGUUAUAUAUGGUUCAAAUGGACAAGUACUCGACGAGUAUUUACUAGGACUAGAACAUGCCCAAGUCAAGGAGGGGAAAGUUGUGAGGAAACAUGGAAAACCAAUAGAAUAUCAUAAAUUAGGUACUAAUGGAACAUACAUAAAAGAUGGUCUUAUAUUUACUUCCGAUUCUAAACCACUUACGCAAGGAUCAUAUGGUAUAAAUAGAAAUUACAUUGUUGCUGGAAUAGUAUGUAAUGACAAUGGAAAACCCUUGAAUCAGUUUGUUUUAAUACCCGAUGAAACUUACAUCUGUGAUGGAUUAAUUUAUGGACGAGACGGAACUGUAGUAUCGGGUGGUAUCUUAGGUCAUGAUGGUCAUUAUGUAGCAGAUGGAAAAAUUUACUCCAAGGAUGGUAAACCAGUAAAACAUGAAUCCUUUAGUUCAGAUGGGUCUGUUAUAAAAGAUGGUAUAAUUUACUCGAAAGAUGGAAAGUUCUUAAAUCAAGGAUCUUUACUUCCUUGUGGUGCUCAUUUAAAGGAUGGAAAAGUUGUUGGUAAAGAUGGGAAAACAAUCAAACAUGCAUUUUAUAACCUUGAUGGAAGUUUCAUAAAAGAUGGUAUUAUAUACAGUAAGGAUGGUAGACCUUUAAGUCAGAUUCCUUUAAUGGCUGAUGGAAGCUUUAUCAAGGAAGGAAUGGUGCAUGACAAAAGUAAUAAGCCACUUUCACAGAGUCUUUUCAAGCCAGAUAACAUUAUAAUUAAGGAUGGUAUAGUUUAUGACACAAAUGGAGUAACAUUAUCAGAAGCUAUGCUGGGACCAGAUGGCCUAAUGAUAAAAGAUGGAAUGAUAUACGGAAAAGAUGGUAAACCUGUUAAACAAGAGUCUUUUGGUUCAAAUGGAAGUUACAUAAAAAAAGGUAUCAUUCAUUCAAAAAGUGGAAAGCCUCUUAAUCAGGAUUCAUUGAUACCCGAGGGUACAUCUAUCAAAGAUGGUAAAUUAUAUAAUAAAGAUGGAAAGUUAUUAAAGUUUUCAUUUUUCAAGCCAGAUGGAAGCUAUGUUAAAGAUGGCCUUGUAUAUGGUAAAGAUGGUAAACCUUUGAAUUUAUGUUCAGCACUUCCAGAAGACAGUUUUAUUGCAAAUGGAGUAAUUUUUGAUUGUAAUGGUACACCUAUGGCUAGAAGUAUGUUUGGAUCUGAUGGUUCGUACGUUGCCGGCGGUAUGAUUCACAACAAAGACGGUAAAAUGAUUUCAGAAGGUGUUUUCGGACCCGAUGGUAAUAUUAUCAAAAAUGGCUUGAUUAUUGGAAGAGAUGGUAAACCCUUGACUCAAGAUGACAAAGGGCCAGAUAAUUUAGCAGUGAAGGAUGGAAAAGUGGUUGAUAGUCAAGGAAAUCCUACAAACUUGGCAUCGCUUGUUCCAGAUGGAUGUUAUAUUCAAGAUGGUGUAGUUUAUGAUAAGAAUCAGAGUCCUCUAAAACAAGGAGCAUUUAAACCUGACGGUACUUAUAUCAGAGAUGGUCUUAUAUAUGGAUGGGGUGGACAAUUACUGAACAUUGGCACUGAAUUACCUAAUGGAAGUUACGUACAAGAAGGCAGAAUUUAUGGGAAAGACAAGCAGCCUCUGGAUCAUAGCUCAUUUGGUACUGAUGGAGGAUACAUUGCUAAUGGUUAUAUUUAUGGAAAAGACAGGCAAUUACUUGCUCAUGGAACAUUUGGAAACGAUGGAAGUUAUAUAAAAAAUGGAUUAUUAUAUGGAGCAAAUGGCAACCCAUUAAACCGUAAACAAUCGGUAAUUUCUAUUACACUCGUUCGUUAUGGUUUAGUGUAUGGUACUGAUGGUAAACCACUGAAGUCUGGUAAUUUUGAUACAAAUGGAAGUGUUGUUAAAGAUGGAAAACUUUACGAUAGUGCUGGUCAACCUUUAAAUCAGGCUUCUUAUAGAAAUGAUGGAAGCUUCAUUAAAGAUGGUCUUAUUUAUGGAAAUAAUGGAAAACCAUUGUCUCAAGGUAAUCUACCUCCUGAAAAUAGCUUUAUUAGAAAUGGAAAGAUUUAUGAUCCAAAUGGACAAUUAUUAACACAAGAAGCAUUUGGACCUGAAGGUUUGAAAAUAGUGCAGGGAGUUGUCGUAGACAAGACUGGUAAACCCCUAAAACAAGGAAACUUUGAUACAGAGGGGAACAUUAUUAAAGAUGGUAUUAUUUGUACAUCAGCAGGCAAGCCUCUUGAGAAAUAUUUCACUGUAAUCACACUUAGCUUAGUCCGCAAUGGUUUGCUUUGUGACAAAGAUGGAAAACCUGUUAGACAAGCACCAUAUGGAAAUGAUGGAAGUUAUGUUAAGGAUGGAAAGAUCCAUGACAAAUUUGGCAAACUAAUGAAUCAAGAAAUCUUUGGAGAUGAUGGAGCCUAUUUAAAAGAUGGUGUUAUCUUUGAUACUUCUGGAAAACCUUUAGACAGUGAUACAAUUUUGAAAGAUAUGCAAGAUGCAACAAAACCAACUGUUUCAAAAACAAAAAGAAUUUCUACUACAAACACUACUCCAACAAUAGUGAAAACAACAACUAAACAAUCAGUAGUAAAGGAUCAAGAGGGUGUGACACGAAAUAUAGAAGAAAAAGUUGAAGAUCUUACACCUGGAGGCACAGGCCAAGUAACAGUUUCUACACAAAUGAACAAGGCAGAGGCACCAGAUGAUGGUAGAACUCCAUAUAUGACGGCGACUGCUGUCACCACACGUACCGCUACAAUGCACGAGGAUCUUGAAAAAAAUCAAAAGACUAGCCAGGUAGAGGAAAAGACUGUAGCGCAUACAACAGCAACCAGUGCAACAAGACAAGAGCAGAGAGUAGUAACUCAAGAAGUUCGAACAACCAGUCAUGUACUUUCUGGUGAACAGCUGUUCUCACGAAGGCUCAGUACAUCAAGUUCAAGCAGUGAUGAUUCAGGUACUCCAAUUGACCUUGAAGAUGAUCAGCAGGCUUUCUACAAUCAGUACUAUCAGGGUGAUCAAGCUGGUGUUGUUGAAACUGAAGCACAUGUUUAUAAAGGAGAACCAGAACAUAAUGUGACUACAACUACUACAGUUCCGCUGGUAGCAACUGAAACCAGGAAAGUAGCUGUUGAAAGUGAAGACGGCAUGUACAGUGCGACUGGAGAAAUAGUUAGUUCUCAAACAAUAUCGAGUAAGACCCGUACAGUUGAGACAAUAACGUACAAAACUGAAAGAGAUGGAGUUGUAGAAACGCGCGUAGAGCAAAAAAUAACAAUACAAUCUGACGGCGAUCCAAUUGAUCACGAUCGGGCGUUGGCAGAGGCAAUCCAAGAAGCUACUGCUAUGAAUCCUGAUAUGACAGUAGAGAAAAUAGAAAUUCAACAACAAACAGCACAGUAACCAGAUUUAAAAACAGUUUUGUAAGAAAUUAAGGGCACUCUCAAAUCUAAAUGCUUAAAAUUCUGAAAACUAGAAAAUUAAAUUGAUAUUCUCUGUAUUAUACAUUAACAUGCAUUCUUCAAUAUUGCAUGGUAAAUAAUCGAAUUGAAUCUUUCUAUUGUCAUCAAUUAUUUAAGCAUUUUGCCAGGAAAGGGCAAGUUAAAAAAAAUUGGAAACAUUAUUUCUUAGCAAAUGUUAUCCAAUAAUAUGAGCUUGAACUUGAUUGAAAAUCAAGUUACUCCAAGAAAAGUAUAAGUGAUGUUUUCUUCUAAGAAAAAAAAGAGUUACGGUACCUCGUACCGUAAACUGCAGUGUUCAUAUUCAAAAUAUGUAUUAUUUACAUAUACAGAGGCAUAAAUAAAUAUAUAUUAUACAUGUUAUGUAUACAUAGCGCUGUAUGUACGUAAACUAACCAAUUUGUUCAUAGUUAUAUAAUAAUAAGGCAGAGUGCCCUAUAAACUUACAUUACUGUUUGAUAGUAAAUACAAUGAUAUUCAUGCAGUGUCUCGUGUAAUAAGUAUAGUAUGUCAUUUAUAUAAAACUUGUUCAAAUG
Messenger RNA from Osmia lignaria (orchard mason bee), 6680 nucleotides. It is a transcript of the gene cora, whose product is annotated as erythrocyte membrane protein band 4.1 like coracle. Lineage: Eukaryota; Metazoa; Arthropoda; Insecta; Hymenoptera; Megachilidae. Gene Ontology annotation, cellular component: cytoskeleton; plasma membrane. Gene Ontology annotation, molecular function: structural molecule activity; actin binding. The record is from RefSeq and is a predicted model, not a curated record. Gene Ontology annotation, biological process: actomyosin structure organization.